CCGGCCCGAAACUGGCGCUCCCGAGAAUCAUGGUCAAUGGUUUUACUCACUCUCAACGGCGGCGUCUGCCAAUGUGCGCGCGGCCGGUUACCUCAGUGCCAAGGACCGACGGUAUCAUUAAACUUUGAUAAACUUUGCAGUCUGCGACCCGCCAAACGCGGGGGGCUGCCGAAAUAAAUCUGUGACGAGGGCUAAAGCGCACCACUAGCAUAUCUAGGCGUGCGAAAUUCAAAUGUUUCUCCCCCUAAACCCUUCCUGGGGACCCCACCCCAUGACCGCGGGUGGCUCCGCCGGUACGAACGCAUAUGGGGGGGCAUAAAGGGGGCCUCACACCGGGUGAAAAAAGCCCGGAAAGGCCCCCAAGGAUGAGGCCCGACAACGACUGGACUGUAAGUGCUCUGGACGUGCACCCCGCGAAGCGAGAGGAAUCGCACGCAAUGUAGCAGGUACCAGGUGACAGCAACACACCUCGAAGUCAAGGGAAGCGUGCUACCACACCUGAAUCUACCAGGGAACCCGCCUGCUCUAAAAGAGAUAGAUGCUUGAUGCACUCUUUCGGAGGAAUGGUCACGGCCCAAUGGUCGUCUUCCCCCAGCAAGCCACCGACUUCAUAAUUGGCAUUGCCAAUGCUCCUGGCAAAGACAUUGAGGUAAUCGAGGCCCUGCCGAGUGCGACCGUUUACCACCUUCAAAUCGACCUUGCCGAACCGUGUCCACGCCAUACUGUUAUGUUUGUUAUCCGACUUCGCGGCAAACUCAAGCUUGUCGCUUUGGUUUGUCCAAGUGCCAUAUAUUCCCACUGUCCGGAAAUAUAAAUCUGAGCACGCGUCACCCAUGCGCCUGGCGUCGGCCUCCACGCGUAGUAAUGUCUCCUUCGGACCACCCCAUCGCGGUAUCUGCAAAAGCACGUGUACGCCCGUGCGGUAGAUGUCAAAAUGCUCACCGUACAUGUUGGUGAGGUGGGGGUCUCCCACGCCAGAGACCCCUUGCGCUCCUGGUCUCGGUAAUGGUGUUUGUGUCGUCGAGGGUGUCGCCGAGGGUGUCAAUAAGGUUGUCGUUGCUGCCGUCGUCCAGGGUGUCAACGAGGCCGUCGAUGCUGGUGUCGUCGAGGGUGCCGGCGGGGUCGUCGAUGCUGGUGUCGUCGACGUUGUCAGUGACGUUGUCGGCGAGGGUGUCGGCGAGGAUGUCGGCAAGGUGGUCGAUGCUGGUGUCGUCGAGGUUGUCAAUGAUGUUGUCGGCGAGGGUGUCGGCGAGGAUGUUCGCGAGGUCGUCGAUGCUGGUGCCGUCGAGAUUGUCAAUGAAGUUGUCGGCGAGGAUGUCGGCGAGGGUGUCGGCGAGGUUGUCGAUACUAGCGUCGUCGAGGGAAUGAACGGCGUUGUCGAUGCUGGCGUCGUCGAGGGUGCCGGCGAGGUCGUCGAUGCUGGUGUCGUUGAGGUUGUCAGUGACGUUGUCGGCGAGGGUGUCGGCGAGGUGGUCGAUGCUGGCGUCGUCGAGGGUGUCGACGAGGUUGUCGAUGCUGGUGUCGUCGCGGGUGUCGACGAGGGUGUUAGCGAAGUUGCCGGUGCUGGCAUCGCCGAGGGUGCCAGCGAGGUCGUCGAUGCUGGUGUCGUCGAUGUUGUCAGUGACGUUGUCGGCGAGGGUGUCGGCGAGGGUGUCGGCGAGGUGGUCGAUGCUGGUGUCGAGGGUGUCGACGAGGUUGUCGAGGCUGGUGUCGUCGAGGGUGUCGCCGAGGGUGUCAGCGAAGUUGUCGGUGCUGGUGCCGCCGAGGGUGUAAACGAGGUUGUCGAUGCUGGCGUCGUCGAGGGUGCCGGCGAGGUCGUCGAUGCUGGUGUCGUCGACGGUGUCGACGAGGUUGUCGAUGCUGGUGUCGUCGAGGGUGUCGCCGAGGGUGUCAGCGAAGUUGUCGGUGCUGGUGUCGCCGAGGGUGUCAACGAGGUUGUCGAUGCUGGCGUCGUCGAGGGUGCCAGCGAGGUCGUCGAUGCUGGUGUCGUCGAGGGUGUCGGCGAGGUUGUCAGUGAUGGUGCCGGCGAGGGUGUCAACGAGGUUGUCGGUGCUGGUGUCGUCGAGGGUGUCGCCGAGGGUGUCAGCGAAGUUGUCGGUGCUGGUGUCGCCGAGGGUGUCAACGAGGUUGUCGAUGCUGGCGUCGUCCAGGGUGUCAACGAGGUCGUCGAUGCUGGUGUCGGCGAGGCUGCCGGCGAGGGUGCCAGCGGGGGUGCCUCAGCCACCAAGUUGACACUUGCAGGACUCUGGGGAAUCUCUGUGACCCAACCAGUCCGGCUUGUGGCCGUCAGGAGAUCCCAUCUCUGUGAAGCAGUCAUGGACCCAGCCGAUGGGUACGCCUCGUACAUAAUGGCCGCGAGUCCGGAGACAUGUGAACAGGCCAUGGAGGUACCCGAGCUAGUGCCCAGCGAGGUGUCGCUGAGGUGGGACGUCGAGAGGAUGCUUGAGCCCGGGGCCCAGACGUCGACGCAGCUGCCGUAGUUGCUGAAGGGAGACUUGGCCGGUGACGAUCCCGCAGACCCGCCGUAAGAGGCCACCGUGAUGGCUGAUGGGAUCCAAGCAGGAUUGUACAUAGUCGCAUGCGUCGUCAUUCUGGUUCCCUGCAGCCACCACCACGGUGACGCCAUCUUCGACCAGCGCGCCUUCGAAUCGAAUCCUGCUCCGCUAUGCUACGGCCAACACUCCCGAGACUCAUGCUAACCACCGCUGGCCUGGCACCAGACGACUUCACCCACUGCUGGGCCAUAAUGGACCACUGGACGUAACCGUACCCUUGGUUAUCGAGAACCUUCGUUGCCCAGAUGGUCGCGCCAUCCGCAACGCCAUACGUCGAGGCCCCCACCGUACCCGCGACAUGGGUGCCGUGCCCAUGGCCGUCAGCAGCGCACGUUGUGCUACUUGGCUCGCACACUGUGAGAGUUCCCGUGGUGGCCACGUCCACUCCAGCGAAGGCCCGGCCGCCGAACGAGGCAUGGGUUAUCCGAAUGCCAGUGUCCAGCACGUACACGUUGACCCCCACGCCCCGUCCCCGGCCCACGUCAGCCUUGAUGGACUGGAUGCCCCAUGGGUAUGUCUGCCGCUCCAGUGGACUGUCGUCUACAUAGAUGGGCUCAAUGUGCAUGGUCUCAUACACGUCCUCUUCGGCAAACUUCACAAGAAUGGGGUACUUCUCCAGCAACGCCUUCAGUUCACUGAGUGUCAAACGUACCACCACAAGUGGCAACUCGCCCAGCUCUGGGUUGCUUGUCUGACAAUUUGGGACCUCAUGGCAAAGAAGCUGCAAAUCUUGACCCGUUGCAUUGCUCACCAGCUCGAGAAUCCAAAUCCGGUGUACCUCCACCGCGUGGGGGUAGAUGGGCACUGACGAUUGUGUGGGUGCGCUUCUCCGCUGCACGUCUAUGUUCCCAUGGUUCGUUUGGGGGUAGAUCGGCACGUCAGCAUGCGUGAAGAAUUCCUUAUCCAACUGCACCCUCGACGUUGACGGAGUGCUCCUGUGCAUCUGCACGAGAUCGAAGUCGCCAGCAGGGGCCAGGCCAGACGCACCGUGGGCCCAGACUAUGCUGGCGAUCCACAGGAGAUAUGCGACAUCUGCAAAAAAGGAAUGAGCCACCACAGUACGGUACGAUCGCACGGAGUCUGAAGGCGCGCGCAGAAGUGCUCGAGCCAUCCU
Molecule: messenger RNA, 3669 nt
Organism: Prorocentrum cordatum
Lineage: Eukaryota; Dinophyceae; Prorocentrales; Prorocentraceae
Source: the annotation of a GenBank genome assembly